GGAAGAACGUCGAAGCGAGAGUAUUCACGUUGCUUCCUUUUGAACGAGAACUUCGUUUAAGUAGUGACGAAGAUGCCACUAUGUGAAAACAUGUUGUUCUUUGGAAUAUUAUCUAUUCUUUUAGCAGUUACAUCUGCUAAUUUCUGUUAUACUGAUGUGGAAAAAGCUUGUAGCCAAAUACCUGAACAAGAUGGAGAAAUAAUGCAAAAUUGUAAUGCAGUAUAUGGUUCAAUCAAUAACUUUACAGUCGAUCUUCAGUCAUAUGCAAAUGGUAAUAUUGAAUCCAGUUUUGAGUUUUUAUUAUUGUCUAGUUAUUUUGGGAAUUAUGAAAAUCAACGUGAAGGAUUUAAAAAAUUAUAUCGUAAAUAUUCUGAUAAAAUGUGGGAGGAUGCAGUUAACAUAAUCAAAUAUAUUACCAAACGAGGUGGCAGAAUGAACUUUAAUCAGUUACCACACUAUAAGAAAUCUGCAAAAGAUGAUUUGGUAAUAGAUUUGAAUGAACUUAAGAGUUUGGCUAAAGCACUUGAUACUCAGAAACAGCUUGCACAUGAAGCUAUGCGUAUACAUUCUCAAACACAACUUCAUAAUGACAAACAUGAUGCUGCUAUUGCACAUUAUAUCGAAGAAGAAUUCUUAGAAGCACAAGCUGAUCGUGUUCGAGACUUAGCAGGCUAUACAAAUGAUUUAAAGAAUUUGUUAAAUGAACGUGAUCCAUCUGUAUCUAUAUUUUUAUUUGAUGAAUAUCUUAAAAAAAGUUUGUAACUUGUUCACAACUAAAAUUGAAAAAAUAUUAUAAUUUCAUACCUAUUAUUAUUUAAAAAAUAUUCUGUAUGAAUAAAUUUUGUCCAAAACAA
Molecule: messenger RNA, 854 nt
Organism: Eufriesea mexicana
Lineage: Eukaryota; Metazoa; Arthropoda; Insecta; Hymenoptera; Apidae
Gene: Fer2LCH
Product: ferritin 2 light chain
Exons: 5
Coding region: 73-762 (229 amino acids)
Biological process (GO): iron ion transport; intracellular iron ion homeostasis
Cellular component (GO): cytoplasm
Molecular function (GO): ferric iron binding; ferrous iron binding
Source: RefSeq, a predicted model, not a curated record